AUGCCGCCGCCGCCACCUCCUCCUCCAAGCGAUGACCGGACGUCAACGUCUGCCGACGCUGGACUGCCGCAAUUGGAGAAGAGUGAGCGAGUUCGAAAGAAACUCGCGCACUGGAAGGCGCAAAGGGAGAAAAAGAAAGCAGCAAAGAAAAUUGCUACAAAUGCACCCCCUCAUGCUCCGCCUCCCCCCAAACCACAUUCAACCCCAAUAAAGCUAAAACAGUCAAUACCGAUCUCACAACCCUGCCAAAAC
Adineta ricciae is the source of this 252-nucleotide messenger RNA. The record is from the annotation of a GenBank genome assembly. Lineage: Eukaryota; Metazoa; Rotifera; Eurotatoria; Adinetida; Adinetidae.